CUGCUGGAUUUCUCUUGCGAAAAGAGAAACUCACCACACGGGAAAAGGUAGAGGUUUCAGGCAGAGCAUUUCAGCGUGUGUUUACAGGCAGGACUGACUUACUCAGCAAAUCCUGCUCGGAGGAGCUUCAGCCAAUGAAGAGGCUAUAUCCCGGCUUGCUUGGGGGCUUCUGAGUUUGAGCUGCAUGCAGAAAUGUAAGGCAGUGCUUCCUGGCGCUGAUGGCAAAAUGGGACCCAUCUCCAGUUAUUCCUCGGGCACCCCAGCUUUGCAGACCUGGGAAAGAACCUACAUAAACAUAUUGGUGAUGUAGCCAGCUUAAAAGGCCGAGAGAAUCCUUAUGGAUUCAGGAGACUGUUUUUUAAUUUAGAUUUUUAUUUUUUAUUUGGAAGAUGAAAUGCUUCUCUCGUUACCUGCCUUACAUCUUCAGACCUCCGAACACCAUCCUCUCUUCCAGCUGCCACACGGAAGGCUCGGACCAUGGUGCAGUCCCACUGGCUCCCCUGCCCCCCUCUCCUGUGAGACUGGCUGCGGGGAGGGAUCAUGGAUACUUGUCUGCCGGCUUCUGGUUCCCACGCAAGUAAGCCUGCUGUCAAUGGAGGAGGACAUUGAUACCCGCAAAAUCAACAACAGUUUCCUGCGCGACCACAGCUAUGCGACCGAAGCUGACAUUAUCUCUACGGUAGAAUUCAACCACACAGGAGAAUUACUAGCGACAGGGGACAAGGGGGGUCGGGUUGUAAUAUUUCAACGAGAGCAGGAGAGUAAAAAUCAGAUUCAUCGUAGGGGUGAAUACAAUGUUUACAGCACAUUCCAGAGCCAUGAACCCGAGUUCGAUUACCUGAAGAGUUUAGAAAUAGAAGAAAAAAUCAAUAAAAUAAGAUGGCUCCCCCAGCAGAAUGCAGCUUACUUUCUUCUGUCUACUAAUGAUAAAACUGUGAAGCUGUGGAAAGUCAGCGAGCGUGAUAAGAGGCCAGAAGGCUACAAUCUGAAAGAUGAGGAGGGCCGGCUCCGGGAUCCUGCCACCAUCACAACCCUGCGGGUGCCUGUCUUGAGACCUAUGGACCUGAUGGUGGAGGCCACCCCACGAAGAGUAUUUGCCAACGCACAUACAUAUCACAUCAACUCCAUAUCUGUCAACAGCGACUAUGAAACCUACAUGUCUGCUGACGACCUGAGGAUUAACCUAUGGAACUUUGAAAUAACCAAUCAAAGUUUUAAUAUCGUGGACAUUAAGCCGGCCAACAUGGAGGAGCUCACGGAGGUGAUCACAGCAGCGGAGUUCCACCCCCAUCAUUGCAACACCUUCGUGUACAGCAGCAGCAAAGGGACAAUCCGGCUGUGUGACAUGCGGGCAUCUGCCCUAUGUGACAGGCACACCAAAUUUUUUGAAGAGCCUGAAGAUCCAAGCAACAGAUCAUUUUUCUCUGAAAUUAUCUCGUCGAUUUCGGAUGUGAAGUUCAGCCACAGUGGAAGGUAUAUCAUGACCAGGGACUAUCUGACCGUUAAAGUCUGGGAUCUCAACAUGGAAAACCGCCCCAUCGAGACUUACCAGGUUCAUGACUACCUCCGCAGCAAGCUGUGUUCCCUCUAUGAAAAUGACUGCAUUUUUGAUAAAUUUGAGUGUGUUUGGAAUGGGUCAGACAGUGUCAUCAUGACGGGCUCCUACAACAACUUCUUCAGGAUGUUCGACAGAAACACCAAGCGUGAUGUGACCCUUGAGGCUUCAAGGGAAAACAGCAAGCCCCGGGCUAUCCUCAAACCCCGAAAAGUGUGUGUUGGGGGCAAGCGGAGAAAAGACGAGAUCAGUGUCGACAGCCUGGACUUUAGCAAAAAGAUCUUGCAUACAGCUUGGCAUCCUUCAGAAAAUAUUAUAGCAGUGGCGGCUACAAAUAACCUAUAUAUAUUCCAGGACAAGGUUAACUAGGUGGACAAGUUAUUACUUAAUAAUCUCACAUACUGAAUACUAGUCAAACAAGUUUUUAAAUGUUUCUUUGAGUCUUCAUUUGACGCAUUGACUUUAAUUUCCCUAUGCAGGAAAUGAUUGGAAUAGAAUUCAAAGGAGUCCAACUUUCCCAGCUCCCCAGUUCUAAGAAACUUUUGUCAAAUCCAAUAGGUUUGGGACACUUCUGUUUAGAAUUGAAAGCUGCCAGCUAACAGUAAUUCUUCCAUAGUUGACUUGAACUUCUGAUGCUUUUAUUGCCCCGUUUUCUCUGGUGGGUCCAGUGUUUUGUUCCUAGGUGUCUGCUGCGAUAAAAUGAGGUUGUCUGUAGUAUUUAAGGAGAAAAGAGAUAAGUUUUUUUUUAAUUAAGCAUUUCCAUUCGAUUGAAAAAAUCAACAAAAAAUAAACACCAUUUACUCUUAGACAAAUUCUUCUUGUUUUGUGAAAAAAAACAGAACUAGUCAUUAUCUCCUGCCAUGCCACCAUUUUUUUUUCCAUUUUCCAUUUUCCUUCUUUAAACAAUUUCAUUUAAGCCAGGGAUUUACUACAUGAAGCUGAAAAGAGGAUGCAGAAUGACAAGGAAAGGGCACAUCAACCCUGCUAUGCUCUUUUUUUUGUAAGCUCCAUAGAAACAGCCUGAGAAUUUGGCUAGGAAACUUGAAUGCUUCAGAGGACAGAAAGAGAGCACUUUCGACACAGUGCUUCCCAGAGUGAGCUUGGCAGGGCCAGGCGGGGCCAAAUUCCAUCUGCUGCCUUGUUACUCUUGUUUUUUGUGCUCUUAAAUGGCUCCAUGUAAUCCUCUACCUACAUGUUCCUUGGCUUUUUUCUCUUCAACCUUUUCCAGCUUAUUUAUUCCAUUGACUUCUAAAGGCCGAGUCCUGGUCGCUUAUUAUCUGGUGUUCUAAAUGAAGCAGUAAGUUGGAAGCAGUGGCACCACCCCUGAGUCCCUGAGAAAGGCUGGUCUGUUCUUUUUGGGUGUUUCUCCUAAGCAGCCCCCUCCUCUCCUCCUGGUUUUGGUAACCAAAAGUAACAAUCCAUCAACCUCCAUUGUACCUAGAACAAAAUUGACCAAUAAAAAUGCUGAUUUGUAAAGUCCCAUCAGACACUUCUACCUCACCCCAAGCUCGCCAUCUGGGAAAACAGACCAGAAUGCUCUCUUCUACAGAAACGAACUGUGGGGAAAUCCAGCAGCUGUGACAUCAGAGUGAAUGGAGUCCACUUGAAGCUGUGGAAGAUGGUUCAUCCUCUUCCCCAGUUGAGGAUCGAGAUUUAUAACUUUCUAGAAAGCCAUUUCCAGAAUGUUCUACGUGGCACACCUCUGGGAAAGGCACUAAAUACAUGCAAAGGAUUCACAAACUUAGGGAGGGUAGAUGGGUGAAGUCCAGAAAUCUGGGUCUGGGUUAAUAUCUCUGUAUCUGUCUUGAUGACUCAUUUCUCCUAACUUCCAUUUAGUGCAGGGUGAAUGGUUUGAGAUGAGAGUUUUUCAUUGAAAGAGAAAUUCUUUCAGUUCAUAGAUUUGUUAGAAGUCCUGACUUUCAAGUGUAAUUUGCUUUGGAGGAGAAAGAAAAUAGUGAAAGAAUCAUAUUGUCUCAAUUCUAAGCUGCUAUCCAUUGACUAAUAGCUUUUCGGCAAGGAAAUAACUGUCACCUUAGGUAAAAAGUUUUGUAAGAUGCAGCACAAUUUCAGGAACAUUAAAAUGGGAAACAGUACAUCUCAGAAUGGAGGGAGCAUGGGAACAAAAAUGAGACUUUCUCAAUGUUUCUCAUUGUUCCUGCAAGGAAAGCCUCUCCUUAGGCAUCUCAAGUAAAAUGGCUAAGGUGGAAACUCCCUGGGCAAGAUUUCUGGCCUGACUGGGAGUGUUCUUGGAGGAGACAUGAAAGAGUCAGAAACUUCUGCCACUCAUAGAGAAUUAUGAUAUUGCAGAAGGCCACUGGGUUAUUGGCCUACAUUUACCACCAACUUCCUUUAUGGCCUUUUCUCCACUUCUCUGGACUCAGCUCUUCUGUCUGUACUAGGUGGGGGGUUGGGACCAAUCAUUGUAUCGCAAACUUAAGAAUCAACCCACAUUUGUACUAUUACCCAUGUAAUAUUUUUUUAAGCCACCUUUUCUUAAAAGCAAGAAUUAGCCUCCUCCAAAGAAAUAACAUGCAUGAAAUUUCAACUCUUGAUAUACUAGGUUUUUUCCCUAACAUUAAUCACGUAAUUAUCAAUAUAACAAACAUGCACCCAAAUACCACUUGAAAUCAUUUUGUGAACCACCAGGAGCAGGUGUAUCAAACUUUGGGACCCUGGGUAACUGAUAUGACAGAACAUUUACACUUUUGGGGGCAUUAAAGAGUCUUGAUGGUUCUUCACAUAUUAGAGUCAGCAGAGUUACCCAGAACACACACACGAAUAAUUUUGGUCAUGGUUUAAGGAGUUCAUAGGCCCCUUUGCAAUUCAUCUGUGAACUCCAAAUAAAAGCCCCUACACUGGAUGUACAAACUGAGAUCCAGAGUAGGAUGAGUUUGCCAGAGAAGAAAGAGCAGAGAGCAGCCAUCCUCUCCUCCAUCCCCUGCAAAGCACACAUUAGAGCAAGCACCCAAGACUCCUGGACAGGAACAGGAGGGGAAAGCCCUAAAGAUUAGGCCUCAGGGAAAAACCACCACCAUGUUUCACAAAUUACCUGUUCUUUACCAGGUGCUGAACUAGGUAUUUUCUAUGUGUGAUCUCUCAGCCCCAGUACUAGCAAUAUUUCUUAGAUAGUGGCACAUAGCAGUCAGUCUGUUUUCCAGCUGACACUAAAAACUGCUUGAAGGCUGAUUUGCUACCUUGCAACAAUUGGUUCUAUUCUAAGGGUCCUGUACUACUUUACACUGCGAGGCCUGCUGCUUGGUAAGAGCCAUCAGAUUACAACUGGAGGGUAUCAGUUGAAUGAAGGAAAAUGGGAGCCACGCCAUCUUUGGCUUUUAAUAAAAUCACCCUUUUGCAACAUUCAGUUCCUGACAUUAAAAACAAGUCAUGCAAAAAGCUAAACUUUUGUAGACAUUCAUGCUUUUCUGUCAGGAGGAGGAAGAUUAGUUAGAAAAAA
Molecule: messenger RNA, 5009 nt
Organism: Sapajus apella (tufted capuchin)
Lineage: Eukaryota; Metazoa; Chordata; Mammalia; Primates; Cebidae
Gene: PPP2R2B
Product: protein phosphatase 2 regulatory subunit Bbeta
Exons: 10
Coding region: 395-1924 (509 amino acids)
Biological process (GO): peptidyl-serine dephosphorylation
Cellular component (GO): protein phosphatase type 2A complex; cytosol
Molecular function (GO): protein binding; protein phosphatase regulator activity
Source: RefSeq, a predicted model, not a curated record